GGUAGAUCGGUAAGAAUAUUGACGCCGUUGAUGUCACCAAUUAAUCUGACUAAAACCAAUCAAGGGUUUAUUCAUUGAGCAUGCCCUUCUAAUCAAUUAAUUGUUUGGUGUCCCUCUCUCAGCCGCAUAUAUACCGGUAUCGCCAGAAGGAGCCGAAAAGGGUAUUUCUAAUUAUAGUCACCAGUCUGUCUAAGUAACGCUGAGUAGAUUGUGGCUUAACGGGGGUAACUUGAGACCAAGACCCUGUAAUUAGGUGUAACCAUGUCUUGAUGCUCCUUCUGAAUUAGGACAUCCUUAACUCAUCAGCAACCCCUAUAUGGAUUCAUAUAAAUAAGGCCGAGAUGUCGCGCUCAUUGUGGUUUGGAUUUAGAAACUACAAGCCGAACGCCAACAGCUGUAGAUCAAGAUUCGAAGACGACUUACUAGCUCACCAUCCCGCAAAAUGUCUGUCAAAAGCCUCCUCGGACUUUCCAUGUUUCUUGGCGCAUCUGUCGCUAGAGAUGUACCCUCUAACAUCAAAAACUUCUACAACAACAUUAGGAGCCAAGGCCAAUGUGGCUCAGCGCUAGCCUCGGGUUUCUACAGCGAGUACAACGACGACAACUCCUUCAGUUACUGUGGUGACCACUUAUCGGACUCCAAGGUCAUCUACAUCACGGGAAGCAAUGGUCAAUUCGCUAACAUGGACAUCGACUGCGACGGAACGCAGGGGAGCGCUGCUGAUGACGGCCGUUGUGGAAACUCGGGCGACACUCAGUCAAUUACGUCCUUCGCCGACACUGUGAAGGGAUACGGUAAGGGCGUUAACGACCUGGACGCGAACAUCCACCCCUACGUUGUAUUCGGUAACGUCGGAUCCAAGCAGGGCUUCACCGAGUUCGACCCACAGGCGCACGGCAUCAAGCCGUUGAGUAUCAUGGCUGUCGUGUGCGGCGACAAGCUGAUCUACGGAGUCUGGGGUGACGAGAACGGCGACGAUGGUGAGAAGUCCGUUGUGGGAGAGGCCUCAAUCUCCUUGGCCACUGCUUGCUACGGAAAGUCCGUCAACGGCAACAGCGGCCACGAUGAGAACGAUGUUCUGUACCUUGCUUUCACUGGCGACGACGCCGUUCCCGGUAAGGAUGGUGCUAAGUGGAACGCGAAGAACUACGAUGAAUUCGAGUCCAGUAUCCAGAGCCUCGGUGAUAAGCUCAUCCAACGCAUCCAGGCUUAAAGGAGAAGAGUCUCGGAUGAUAAAGGAAAAGAUCACGCAGGGAUGGAUUCGGAUUGAGAACGCAAGGAAUCUUUCUCUUUGUAUAUAGGAUAACUCCGAAUAUAUUCAUGAAUGUGUCAAGUCCGAUUGAAUUUGGCUAUGGUCAUAGAACU
Molecule: messenger RNA, 1365 nt
Organism: Hypoxylon trugodes
Lineage: Eukaryota; Fungi; Ascomycota; Sordariomycetes; Xylariales; Hypoxylaceae
Product: glycoside hydrolase family 75 protein
Exons: 3
Coding region: 443-1213 (256 amino acids)
Molecular function (GO): chitosanase activity
Source: RefSeq, a predicted model, not a curated record